GGAAGCGGGAGUGUGUUAAGAAUAACUGAUUACGUUUGGCUCGCGGAGGCCUAUCAGGUGAGGACCUGGCACCCACAGCCAGCGCUGAGUCUACAACUUCGCCUGAGAGGUGUUCCGGCCGCGCUGGGGUCGUUCUGGAGGCGGCUGAACCGGCCGCAGCUUCUGCCAUGGUUUCGCCCGCUGUGUUGCGCGCUCUGCGUAAGAACAAGACCCUUCGCUACGGAGUUCCCAUGUUGUUGCUGGUUGUUGGAGGUUCUUUUGGUCUUCGGGAAUUUUCACAAAUCCGAUAUGAUGCUGUGACAGUUAAGAUUGAUCCUGAAUUGGAGAAAAAAUUGAAAGUGAAUAAAAUAACUUUAGAGUCAGAAUAUGAGAAAAUAAAGGACUCCACUUUUGAAAACUGGAAGAAUAUUCGAGGUCCAAGGCCUUGGGAAGAUCCUCAACUCCUCCAAGGACGAAACCCAGAAACUCUUAAGCCUAAGACAACCUGACUGUGCUCUGUUUUUGUCUUUCAAUGGAAUGUUCUCACCUCUAUCUGUAGGAAGAAGAUUUCAGACCUGUGGAAACCUGGAUGGGAAUAAUGUAAUGACAGAAAUUUUUGAUUAAAUAUAAGUCAAAUAUAA
Grammomys surdaster is the source of this 620-nucleotide messenger RNA. Its product is annotated as cytochrome c oxidase assembly protein COX16 homolog, mitochondrial. Gene Ontology annotation, biological process: mitochondrial respiratory chain complex IV assembly. The record is from RefSeq and is a predicted model, not a curated record. Lineage: Eukaryota; Metazoa; Chordata; Mammalia; Rodentia; Muridae. The transcript has 4 exons. Gene Ontology annotation, cellular component: mitochondrial inner membrane. The coding region runs from base 168 to 488 and encodes 106 amino acids.